AUGUCAACACCACAUCCCCUACACACGCAACUCUCCACCUCCCUCCAAAUACGCCACAAUCUACCCGUCAAUCCACAAUGGCUGACCGACUUCCUCUCAUCCCGCGGUCCAACACCUCCACCGUUCCCCGCGCUAUUAUCUACAGCCCAUUUCCGCAUUCUCGCCAGCGACAUCACGACUUCUCUUCGUCCUGUAAGCGCAGGGGAUGUCCUUCCUCCGGACGUGAGCGACGUGAAUGUCAAAGAACGCCGGCUCGCAGGAACCGUGAUCGUGCAGGUCCUGGAUGUCCUCGACGUGGGGAGUAGUAAGUGGAGUCAAGUCGAGGCGAUCGAGCGCGUCGAGAAUGGCGAGGAGAUCCGUGGUCGAGAAGUCAUCCGCACAGUCGAUGUUAUGGAGGAGGGAGACGAUGGGUCUGGUGGUAUCGACCCUGCGGCUACUUCUGGUGGUGGUGUUGGUGCGAGGCCGUCCGGUCGAACGAACGGAACUACAGCAACAACAACAACGUCAACAGCAACAGCAAAUUCGGGAUAUGCUGCCAACCCGAACAAGUUGAGUCUAGGUCCUCAUAAGCUGCUGUUACAGGAUGCAAGGGGUACAAAGGUCCUGGCGUUUGAGCUGGUCAGAGUUCCAGGUAUUGGGCUUUCUAUCUCUGCGUCGGCUGCUCGUCCUUCUGCUACAUCGAAUGGUGCCAGAGCCAACACUAUACCAACGGAAGAUCCGGGGAUGUUUAUUGGGUGCAAGAUCCUCCUUAAACCGGGAACCGUGGUGCGCAGGGGAAUGGCAAUGUUAACGCCCGAGAACUGCGUGCUGUUGGGCGGCAAGCUCGAGGCAUGGGAUAGGAAGUGGAAGGAGGAGCGCAAGCAAAGACUGAUAGCCAUGUUGGGCGAAGAGAAUGGUGCCGCUGUGCGUGGUUAG
Molecule: messenger RNA, 915 nt
Organism: Capronia coronata CBS 617.96
Lineage: Eukaryota; Fungi; Ascomycota; Eurotiomycetes; Chaetothyriales; Herpotrichiellaceae
Exons: 1
Coding region: 1-915 (304 amino acids)
Biological process (GO): double-strand break repair via homologous recombination; resolution of meiotic recombination intermediates
Cellular component (GO): RecQ family helicase-topoisomerase III complex; nuclear body
Source: RefSeq, a predicted model, not a curated record